AUGACACACAGCAACAUCAUGGUGGAUGUAGGAAAGUGGCCAAUAUUUACUUUACUCUCACCUCAAGAAAUAGCAUCUAUUCGGAAAGCAUGUGUAUUUGGUACAUCAGCCAAUGAAGCUAUAUACAUAACACACAACGAUGAGGUAUUUGUUUUUGGACUGAAUUGCAGUAAUUGUUUGGGAACUGGAGAUAAUCAGAGUACAAUAGUGCCAAAGAAAUUAGAAGCCUUAUGUGGAAAGAAGGUUUCCAGUCUCAGUUAUGGAAGUGGACCCCAUGUUGUAAUUUGCACUGAAGAUGGUGAAGUCUAUGCUUGGGGACAUAAUGGUUACAGCCAGCUUGGGAAUGGCACAACCAAUCAGGGCAUUACUCCUAUUCAAGUUUGCACAAAUCUGUUAAUAAAGAAAGUGGUGGAAGUGGCUUGUGGCUCUCAUCAUUCCAUGGCGCUGUCGUUUGACGGGGAUCUCUACGCUUGGGGCUACAAUAACUGUGGUCAGGUUGGAUCUGGAUCUACAGCAAACCAACCAACUCCUCGCAGAGUUUCAAACUGUUUACAGGGUAAAAUGGUGGUUGGCAUUGCUUGUGGUCAGACCUCCUCCAUGGCUGUAAUAAACAAUGGUGAGGUUUAUGGCUGGGGUUACAAUGGCAAUGGACAGCUAGGUCUUGGGAACAACGGCAAUCAACUAACACCCUGCAGAGUGGCAGCCUUACAUGGUGUGUGUAUACUCCAGAUUGCCUGUGGCUAUGCGCACACACUAGCACUAACAGAUGAGGGUUUGCUCUAUGCCUGGGGAGCUAACACUUACGGGCAGCUGGGAACUGGCAAUAAAAGUAACCAGCUAAGCCCGGUGCAGAUCAUGAUGGAAAAAGAAAGGGUUGUGGAGAUUGCAGCCUGCCACUCUGCUCACACCUCAGCUGCCAAGACCCAGAGUGGCCAGGUGUACAUGUGGGGCCAGUGCCGUGGGCAGUCAGUGAUCCUUCCCCACCUCACUCACUUUGCCUGCACUGAUGAUGUGUUUGCUUGCUUUGCUACCCCUGCUGUCAUGUGGCGUCUUCUGUCAGUAGAGCAUGAGGACUUUUUAACUGUAGCAGAAUCUCUGAAGAAAGAGUUUGACAGCCCAGAAACCUCGGACCUGAAAUUUCGUGUGGAUGGAAAAUACAUCCAUGUCCACAAAGCUGUUUUGAAAAUCAGGUGUGAACACUUCAGAACCAUGUUCCAGUCCUACUGGAAUGAGGAUAUGAAGGAAGUGAUAGAAAUAGACCAGUUUUCUUAUCCUGUGUAUCGUGCCUUUCUUGAGUACUUGUACACAGACAGUGUUGACCUUCCUCCUGAAGAUGCAAUAGGGCUUUUGGAUUUGGCUACUUCGUACUGUGAAAACAGACUGAAAAAACUAUGUCAACACAUUAUCAAGAGAGGAAUUACUGUGGAAAAUGCAUUUUCAUUGCUCUCUGCUGCUGUCAGAUAUGAUGCAGAGGACUUAGAGGAAUUCUGCUUUAAGUUUUGUGUCAAUCAUUUGACAGAAGUGACACAAACUGCAGCAUUUUGGCAAAUGGACGGUCGCCUGCUAAAGGAAUUCAUUGCUAAAGCCAGUAAAUGUGGAGCCUUUAAGAACUGA
Chaetura pelagica (chimney swift) is the source of this 1614-nucleotide messenger RNA. It is a transcript of the gene RCBTB1, whose product is annotated as regulator of chromosome condensation (RCC1) and BTB (POZ) domain containing protein 1. Bases 1 to 1614 code for a protein of 537 amino acids. The record is from RefSeq and is a predicted model, not a curated record. Gene Ontology annotation, molecular function: protein binding. The transcript is spliced from 11 exons. NCBI's taxonomy places the organism in Eukaryota, Metazoa, Chordata, Aves, Apodiformes, Apodidae.